CGUGCGCGCAGAGCCCCGCUGCGCCCUGAGCGCAGCAGCGAGCCAGGGAGGCAGCGCCAGAGCAGGGCUGGGGUCCGGGCUUAGCCCCCUGCCCCUCCGGGAGGCGCCGGGGAAGGAGGAACGGCCCCGUCCCCAGCCGCUGGAGCAGCCGGGCGAGGUGUGCCCGAGCCGCCCCCAGCCAAGGUCCCGUGCGCUCGGGCUGGAGGGAGCGGCCCAGCCGGGCUAGCAGGGCAGCCGGCGGCUCCGCAGUGCUGGGCGUGCAGGCCAGGCUGCCCGGAGCGCAGGAGGAGCGGCUCGGCCCGGGGCUGGCGCUGCCCGCUGCGGAGGCGAGGGGCCAGGCUGAGCCGGGGAGCGACUCUCAGGGGCGAUCCCGGCUUUCUCCUGGCUCCCGGCUGGGGAGGAGCAUGGGGAGCCCAGCCCGGCGCUAGCAGGGAGACCGGCUGGCUGGCAGCGGGGACCAGGUCACCUGCCUCCCCUCCCCGCAGAGCUUGGCCCUGGCGCACCCCGCGCCGGAGCGCCCGGCCUCGGGCAUGGCCCUGGCGCGCCCCGCGCCGGAGCGCACCCGGAUCUCCGAGGUGGAAAUGGAGCGUUAUUACUGCCUGCUGCAAGCCGCCGCCCGCCUCCACUCCAGCGUCGCCGAAACCACAGUUCCCAUUUGUGCAAAGGACAUCAGUGACGAUCUGAGGAAAAAGUUUGCGUUUCUUUCUGGUGGCCGAGGGAAAGACAACGGUUGGAUCAUCACGUUUCCUGAAAACUCCCAUUUCCAUGAAGCAUCAGAGGAGGUUCUAACGAAAGUCUUAACAUACUUAACUUUGGUCCCAAGUCAACAUGAAUCUGACACAAAAUUUAUCCUAAUCCUGGAUAGAAGAUUGGAUACAUGGACGUCUGUCAAAAUGACUCUCCAAAGGAUAGCAGAGUCCUUCCCGGGAAACCUGCAGUUAGUGAUGGUUCUACGUCCCACUGGGUUUUUCCAGCGCACUUUCACUGACAUUGGAUUUCGCUUCAGUCAGGAGGAUUUUCUACUCAAAUUACCGGUGGUGAUGCUGAGCUCAGUCAGUGAUUUGUUGAUGUAUAUUGAUGAGAAGCAGUUAACCCCGGAGUUCGGGGGCACCUUGGAGUACUGUCAUAGCGAAUGGGUUAUCUUCAGAACUGCUAUCGAGAGUUUUGCACUAACAGUGAAGGAAAUUGCGCAGAUGUUACAAUCUUUCGGCACGGAGCUGGCAGAAACAGAGCUUCCAGAUGACAUGUAUUCAAUUGAGCGCAUCCUGGCUUUGCGCACAGAAAAGUAUUGUCAGCUCAAGGGAGAUAUUACAAUAGUAACAAAAGAAGGAAACGUGCUGUUAAGUAGUUUAGAAGAGCCCGAUGCCAACGAACGUAGUCAGAAACAACACCGCGACAGACCUGGAGACUGGGAAACUGUGAAUCGGUUACUUGCUCAGUUGCAUGAGAUGGAAACUGCUUUUGAUGGCUUCUGGGAAAAACAUCAACUAAAAAUGGAGCAAUAUUUACAACUGUGGAAGUUUGAGCAAAGUUUUCAAGAGCUCCAGAGUGCCAUUGAAUUUUUAAUGGGCCAGCAAGCAGAACUGCCUGACACUGGAGAUAGUGUGGCUGAAGUGAAACAAAGGCUCAAAGACUUGGGUAAUUUAGAUGGAAUGGCUCAGGACCUGGCAGGGAAAGCACAGGUGGUGAUAUUACAUGGGCACCAGCUAGCAGCAAAUCAUCAUUACGCGCUCAGCUUAAUCUGUCAGCAGUGCAAUGAGCUGCGGCACCAUUCUGACGUCCUGUCGGAGGAGAUCAAGAGGAAGCACGUACGACUCCGGAUGACCUUAGAUCUGCACACCCGCCUGCAGCAGGCCCUCGAGUGCUGUGAUGAAGGGGCUAAUCUUCUCGCUAAUCAGCCAAUGGAUAGAUGCCAAUCUAAAGAAGGUGCUGAGAAAGCUCUUCAGGAUAUAGACAAAUUUCUUGAAAGUUCUUUGCCGUACUUCAGCUAUGAUCCCCAAGUCCUGUGCUAUGACUUUGAAUCUGUUUUAACACCUGAAAUAAAGGGCCAGAUACAGUCAGUCCAGAUCAAGCUUGAAAACGUUCGAAGUAUGUUUGAGAAUCGGCAAACUUGCUUCAAAAAGCUUGUGGAUAAACAAGUGCGGCCUGUUCAGUUAGUAGCCCCUCGACCAGAAAACCCACCAAGAUCGAAAUCUCCUUUAUUCUCUCCCAAACACGGCAUGGAUUUUAAUUCCAGUUUAAAGUUUUCAUUUGACAUCUCUCUCCCUGGGAAGAAAACGUCAAGAAAAUCUCACAAUGCUCGUAAGAUUGAAGUAAUGCAUGACUAUCAAGAAAAAAGGAAUUCCUUGCAGUCUUUUAUUUCAGAAAGUGAAGACAACUUAGAUAUACUAAAAGGCCAUGUCAUAAAUGAGCUAAUAGAAACAGAGAGAGUGUACGUAGAGGAACUGUUCACUGUUUUGAUGGGCUACAGGGCUGAAAUGGAUAAUCCAGCGAUGGUCAUUCUCAUGCCGCCUGCCCUGAGAAACAGAGAGGAUGUUCUCUUUGGGAAUAUGCCAGAGAUAUAUGACUUCCAUAACAAAAUUUUCCUACACAAUCUGGAAAGCUGUGUUGGAGCACCAGAGCGAGUGGGGCUUUGUUUCCUGGAAAGGCGAGAAGAUUUUCAGAUGUAUGAGAAAUAUUGUCAGAACAAACCUCGGUCAGAAUCUCUGUGGAGGCAGUGUUCAGAAAGCACCUUCUUUCAGGAAUGCCAAAGAAAAUUAGAACACAGACUUGGGCUGGAUUCCUAUUUGCUCAAACCAGUACAACGUUUGACAAAAUACCAGUUGCUUUUGAAGGAGUUGCUAAAAUACAGCACAAGCUGCGAUGGAGUUAAAGAGUUGCAAGAAGCUCUGGUUGCAAUGUUGGAUUUACUAAAAUCAGUCAAUGACUCUAUGCAUCAAAUUUCAAUAACAGGAUAUGAUGGGGACUUGAGUGAACUUGGAAAAGUAUUGAUGCAAGGAUCGUUCAGUGUUUGGGCAGGACACCGGAAAGGCCCUACAAAAAUGAAGGAUCUUGCCAGGUUCAAACCAAUGCAGAGGCACCUCUUCCUGUAUGACAAAGCCCUGGUGUUUUGUAAGAAGAGAGAGGAGCAUGGAGAUGGAUAUGAUAAAACCUCUUCGUACAGUUUUAAGCAUUUUUUGAAAAUGAAUGCAGUUGGAAUCACUGAAAAUGUGAAGGGGGAUCACCGAAAAUUUGAGAUCUGGUACAGCGGACGAGAAGAGGUGUACGUUGUUCAGGCCCCAACAGUAGAUGUGAAGAUGGCGUGGUUAAGUGAAAUGAGAAAAAUUUUGUUCAAGCAGCAGGAGCUUAUAAAAGUUGAGAAGAAACCAUCCGGUGUGUUUACAGACCAGAUCCAACUUUCCCCGCAGCUGAGUGAUGGAAAGCAGCAUAGAGCCUCCAUAAGCUCAGAAGAAAAUGAUUCUGAACGCACCAGUCCUGUAAUGUUGGAUAGUAUCAGCUCAUCACCACAAAACAAGCCAAACCAAAGUUGGUCUAAAAUGUCACACUCUGUGGAAAUCUGUGAAGGGCUUGAGGACUGGUCCAGCAAUUACCUUUCUAAUUGCUCAGACACAGAAGAAGAAGAUGGGAGCCAGUUGGUUAGUGAUGCAUAUAAAAAUGGUUUAUUUCAAAGGCACUAAAUAGUGUGUCUGAGGUUAUCCACUGUAAGACUUCUCUUUUUGUUAAAAUCUGUAUUUGCUUAUGCCUUUUGUGUAUUGGUGUAUGCAGUGUUGUAGCCGGGGUGGGCCCAGGAUAUUAGAGACACAAGGUGGGCGAGGUCAUAUCUUUUAUCUGUUGGUGACCUGAAGAAGAGUUCUGUGUAGCUUGAAAGCUUGUCUCUCUCCCCAACAGAAGUUGGUCUAAUAAAAGAUAUUACCUCACCCACCUUGUCUCUGUAUAUUGAAUACAUUUUGGUUAAGCUAGCUCUUGAAAAUGCCCCCCUAAAUGUUACAUGUGCAUAUGAACCCUAAGUGGGAUGUGGCAAACAAGACAAAGGAUUUCUGGGGGAAAAUGGACACGGUUGUGCAGAAAGUGAUAAAGAAUGAAAAGUCAUAAUUGGAGCUGACUUUAAUGGUCACUGUGGAGAGACAGUAAAUGCUUCUAAAUGUACCAGAGCAGCCAUGGAUUUGGCCGUAAGAACAAGGAAGGGGAAACUAGCUUACAGUGCACCCAGACGUGAUUUGGUCUGAGUCAUGAAUGCACUUUUCACUAAGAAGGAAGAACAUUUGAUUAUCUAUAAGAGUGAAAGGCUGAGGGUGCAGGUAGGUUACUUCCUGAUAAGCCAAGCUGAGCUGAAGAACAUCAAAAACCUGUCAGGUCAUCUUAAGGGGAAACAUUGCAGCUCAGCAUAGACUUGCUGGUUCUUGACUCUGGAAACGUCUCAUACACGAGAAGAAAAUAGUCCGAAGCAAUACAGCAAACCAGAGGUGGAAGCUUAACGAAGUUAGCAAGGAGUUUAAAAUGAACGUGUUGGAAAAGAUCUCUUUAGAAGGGCUAAGAGAAAAUAUGACUCAAUGGCAGAAUCAUAUUGCAAGCAAAACUCAAGAAUGUACAAAAGCAGGAGUCAUUUUCUCCAGUUAGAUCUGGUGGUGGAAUGAGAAAGUUCGAGAGGGCAUCCAGGAGAAAAAAGUGUUUAAACAAUGUCAAGCAACGCUCCAACAGCAGGAUUUUCAAGAGUAUGAAAUGAAGAAAGAGCUGACAGCCACUGUGGCUAAAGCUGUGGAAGGCUGAUAUGCCCAUCUUGAAACAAAGCAGGGUGAGAGAGAAAUAUACAGACUGGCAAUAAGAGAAGUAAAGAUAUUGGUGAGAUCAAGUCACUAGAGAUGAAAGUGGAAAUAUGUUAAUCAACGAGACCAAAUUAAGGAAUGGCAGAGAAAUUACUUUGAAAGGCUUCUGAAUUAAGAGAAUCCAAGAGAACCAUUCUUGUGAUAAAACCAAACCAGGAUCUGAUGGCACCAGUCCUUGAAGAAGUAGUUGAGGAAGCAUUGGGCAACAUGAAAAAUAAGA
Messenger RNA from Chrysemys picta bellii (western painted turtle), 5043 nucleotides. Lineage: Eukaryota; Metazoa; Chordata; Testudines; Emydidae. The record is from RefSeq and is a predicted model, not a curated record.